Molecule: messenger RNA, 3061 nt
Organism: Branchiostoma floridae (Florida lancelet)
Lineage: Eukaryota; Metazoa; Chordata; Leptocardii; Amphioxiformes; Branchiostomatidae
Product: far upstream element-binding protein 1-like
Exons: 25
Coding region: 72-2270 (732 amino acids)
Biological process (GO): regulation of gene expression
Cellular component (GO): cytoplasm; nucleus
Molecular function (GO): mRNA binding
Source: RefSeq, a predicted model, not a curated record
AGAUACCAUAAUUUUCUACCCACAAUGCAUCUGGCAGGAAACACACAUUUCGCAGCCACCAUUUUGUCAAGAUGAUGGACUAUUCAGCGGUGGCGCCUCCAUCGGCGAUGUCGACGCCAGAAACACAAAAUGCAGCGUUUGCAGACGCCUUACAGAGAGCAAGACAGAUUGCUGCUAAGAUAGGAGGUGACGGCGCUGUCCCCGAAACAGACUCUCGGAAACGAGGGUUGGAAGACGGGCCAGGUGAGCUGAAUGGCACACCUGACAACAUGUUCCGAGACUACGGAGAUGGCGAGCCUGAGCCAAAGAAGCUAGCGGCACAGAAUGAUCCCAUCGGGGCCCAGCUAGCCCAGCAGCUUGCUCAACAGAGAAACUUUUCAUCUUCCAGGGCUGGAGGUGUUGUCACAGAAGAGUACAGAGUACCCGAUAAGAUGGUUGGCCUAAUUAUUGGAAGAGGCGGUGAACAGAUCACUAGAUUGCAAGCAGAGUCAGGAUGCAAAGUCCAGAUGGCACAGGACAGCGGAGGCUUGCCGGAGAGGGUUUGCACACUCACAGGGACACCUCCAUCAAUAGAGCAUGCCAAGCGAUUGAUAGACCAAAUCAUUGAGAAGGGGAGGAGUAGCGGGGCCACAGAACAGCCAGGUACCACGUUACCCGAUGGCUCCAUAGUCACAGAGAUGAUGAUACCAGGGAACAAGGUGGGGCUUGUCAUCGGCAAGGGAGGCGAGACCAUCAGAAGUCUGCAGGAAAGGGCAGGAGUGAAGAUGGUGAUGAUUCAGGAUGGACCAUACAUGAAUGCUCCGGAGAAACCUCUCAGAAUCACAGGGGACCCACAGAAGACCCAGAGAGCCAAAGACUUGGUCAUGGACCUCAUCACAGACAAGGAGCUCGAGGUCGGUGAAGGCGAGUUCUUUGGUGGCGGACCACCUGGCAUGAGAAGAGGAGGGAGGGACUUCGACACAAACGACUAUGGCAGCGCCAGGGGUGGUGGUGGUGGCGGCAUGGACAUUCCAGUGCCUCGUUUUGCUGUGGGUAUCGUCAUUGGGAAGGGAGGAGAGAUGAUCAAGAAAAUCCAGAAUGAGAGUGGAGUCAGAGUCCAGUUCAAACCAGACGAUGGCCAGAACCCUAACAGAGUGUGCCAGUUGAUAGGAGCUCCCGACAGAUGCCAGGCUGCCGCCCAUACCAUCCAAAACCUGGUGGAAGACGCACAGGCGGACUUUGGAUUUGGUGGGGGACGAGGGUUCGACCCAUGGAAUCAACGAGACCAGGCUGGUGGUGGCCCCGGGAUGGGGAGAGGCCGCGGGCGUGGAGACUGGGGCCGCGGGCCAGGCGGACCGGGACCCAUGCGCACCGACGAGUUCCCUGUACCCAACAACAAAUGUGGGCUGGUGAUCGGAAAAGGUGGGGAGAGCAUCCGCACCAUCAACCAACAGUCGGGCGCUCACGUGGAGUUGAUGAGAAACCCCCCUCCCCACUGUGAACCUGGCAUGAAGAUGUUCUCUAUCCGUGGCAGCCCGCAGCAGAUCGACCACGCCAAACAGCUUAUCCACGAGAAAAUCUCGGACGACAUGCACGAGCCGUUCGGUUUCGGGGACCGACCGUUCCACCCCAGAAAGCAUGGUGGACCUCCCGGGCCCCCUGGUGGCCCCGGCGGACCGGGCGGGUUCAACCAGGGACCACCACCACCAAACCAACCUCCCCCUCCCGGUGGUGGACCACCUCCGUACGCUCCCCAGGGGUGGGGUAACGCAUACCAGCAGCAGUGGCAACAGGGACAAGGAGGACCAAAUGAUCCCAACAAGGCAGCCCAAGACAAUGCUGCUGCAUGGCAGGCCUACUACGCCCAGUACUACAACUGGCAGCAGCAGGCCCAACCACCAGCACCAGGACAGGGACCACCACAGCAAGCUCAACAGCCUGGCGGCGGGAGUGGCCAACAGCCCGACUACUCAAAAGCAUGGGAGGAGUAUUGGAAGAGGACAGGAGAGCAACCGCAGCAGCCACAGCAACAACAGCAGCCACAGCAGCCCGGAGGACAGCAGGGAGCACCUGCACAGCAGCAGACACAGCAGGCUGGACAGCAGGCCGGACAGAGUGGCCAGCCGGACUAUACCAAGGCUUGGGAGGAGUACUACAAGAGACAGGCUCAAAGCCAGCAGCAGCAGCAGGCUGCCCAGCCCCAGCAGGACUACAGCCAGGCCUGGGCUGACUACUACCGCCAGUACGGAGGAGCGCCGGGGCAGAGCCAGCCAGGCCAGCAGGGACAGUAAAUGUGCAGCGAAGAUGUUGAUUUGUUUGUUGUGGGAUUGCCGAGAUUUCUCCAUCGAUAAUGACCCUGCGCCGAAGAUCUGGAUUGAUAAAAAUGGGCCCCAACAAAUUGCAUGUUAGACUGUCCUGUGAAGAUAGCGUGUUCCAACAUCACUUGUCAUGAUUAUAUGCACUCCUAGCAUUAAUGUAUAGAUUAAACAUGUAUUUUAGAUUCCGACUAAAUGUAUUGUGACUUAGAUUUGACAUACUUGAUUAUGAUUAUGAUUGUACUUUGUGAUGCAUAGUGAUUGAUAAGAAAGGUGUAAAACACGACAGAUAACGAUGCCAUUACCAUCUGUUAUUGUACUAGUUGGACAUUCAAUGAUCGUAUAUUCAUAGGAUAUUUUGCACAGAUGUUUUUUAGCAUACUCCCUAUAUACCACCCCUUGUUCUCUGAUGUGUGUGAUAAUAUACUUCAACUUGACAUUGGUGAGAGGCAUUUUUCAGUGGUACAUGUUUGUGUGUAGGGGUUAAGCAGUGAAAUUUUGAUGUCGUUUUUGUUGCUCCUUUUUUUCCUUCAUGUCUUAUAAAUGUCUUCUCUACCUAGUAAGUAGCAUACCUUGACGGGGCUGGUGGAGCGGAAAGGUCGUGCCUUCGCAAGGUGACAAUUUUAGCGUAAGGUAUACGUAUAACCGCAAGUAGGAACAUGUAUAAUGUGUGUUCUAUUGACUGUAGCAUUGGUUUAUGACAAGACUCGGAUGUACUUUGAAGUGCUAGUGCAUGCAUGUCUAGUGGAAAGACCAUGAACAAGAUG